This is a messenger RNA of Fukomys damarensis (Damara mole-rat), 4868 nucleotides long. RefSeq names its product EEF1AKMT4-ECE2 readthrough transcript protein. Gene Ontology annotation, molecular function: metalloendopeptidase activity; S-adenosylmethionine-dependent methyltransferase activity. The transcript is spliced from 21 exons. The coding region runs from base 46 to 2718 and encodes 890 amino acids. Gene Ontology annotation, biological process: protein processing. Gene Ontology annotation, cellular component: plasma membrane. Lineage: Eukaryota; Metazoa; Chordata; Mammalia; Rodentia; Bathyergidae. The record is from RefSeq and is a predicted model, not a curated record.
ACUUGCGAUUGGCUGCUGGGCCGGGCUCCGGAGGCUGCAGCUAGCAUGGCCUCUCCUGGGGGCCCCGCGCCCUUGCCGGCGUUGCCGGAGCGGAACUUCGAGUACUGCGAGGUCCAGUACUGGGACCUGCGCUACCAAGGCGCCGCCGAUUCCGCCCCCUACGAGUGGUUCGGGAACUUCUCCUCCUUCCGUGCCCUCCUGGAGCCGGAGCUGCGGCCCGAGGACCGUAUCCUGGUGCUAGGUUGUGGGAACAGUGCCUUGAGCUACGAGCUGUUCCUUGGAGGCUUUCCCGACGUGACCAGUGUGGAUUACUCAUCAGUAGUGGUGGCCGCCAUGGAGGCUCGCUAUGCCCACGUCCCCAGGCUGCGCUGGGAGACCAUGGAUGUGCGGGCACUGGGCUUCCCUGAUGGCUCCUUUGACGUGGUACUCGAGAAGGGUACCCUGGAUGCCCUGCUGGCUGGGGAGCGGGACCCCUGGACCGUGUCUUCUGAAGGUGUCUACACCGUGGACCAGGUGCUGAGUGAGGUGGGACUCCGGAAGGGGACAGCACAACUCCUAGGCGCACACACGCAGCUGGAGUUGGCCUUGGUGGGCGUCUCUCUACUGCUGGUGGCUCUUCUCCUGGGCUGCCUGGUGGCCCUGGGGGUCCAGUAUCACAGAGCCACAGGCCCAUCCCGCGGCACGUGUCUCACAGAAGCCUGCAUUCGAGUCGCUGGGAAAAUCCUGGAGUCCCUGGACCGAGGCGUGAGUCCCUGUGAGGACUUUUAUCAGUUCUCCUGCGGAGGCUGGAUUCGGAGGAACCCCCUGCCUGACGGGCGCUCUCGCUGGAACACUUUCAACAGCCUGUGGGACCAAAACCAGGCCAUACUGAAGCACCUGCUCGAGAACACCACUUUCAACUCCAGCAGUGAAGCGGAGCGGAAGACACAGCGCUUCUACCUGUCCUGCCUGCAGGUGGAGCGCAUCGAGGAGCUGGGCGCCCAGCCCCUGCGGGACCUCAUUGACAAGAUUGGCGGUUGGAACAUUACGGGUCCCUGGGACCGGGACAGUUUCAUGGAGGUGCUGAAGGCAGUGGCCGGGACCUACAGGGCCACUCCCUUCUUUGCUGUCUACAUCAGUGCCGACUCAAAGAGUUCCAACAGCAAUGUCAUCCAGGUGGACCAGUCUGGGCUCUUCCUGCCCUCUCGAGAUUACUACUUAAACACAACUGCGAAUGAGAAAGUGCUCACUGCCUACCUAGACUACAUGGAAGAGCUGGGGCUGCUGCUUGGUGGAUGCCUGGCCUCCACCCGGGAGCAAAUGCGGCAGGUGCUGGAGCUAGAGACGCAGCUGGCCAACAUCACGGUGCCCCAGGACCAACGACGUGACGAGGAGAAGAUCUACCACAAGAUGAGCAUCUCAGAGCUGCAGGCUCUGGCACCAGCGGUGAACUGGCUGGAGUUCCUGUCUUUCUUGCUGUCGCCCUUGGAGUUGAGUGACUCUGAGCCGGUGGUGGUGUAUGGCAUGGAUUAUUUGCAGCAGGUAUCAGACCUCAUCAACAGCACAGAACCAAGUGUCCUGAACAAUUACCUGAUCUGGAACCUGGUGCAGAAGACAGCUGCGAGCCUGGACCGGCGCUUUGAGUCCGCGCAGGAGAAGCUGCUGGAGACCCUCUACGGCACCAAGAAGUCCUGCACGCCGCGGUGGCAGACCUGUAUCUCCAACACGGAUGACGCCCUGGGCUUUGCUCUUGGGUCCCUCUUUGUGAAAGCCACAUUUGACCGACAAAGCAAGGAAAUUGCGGAGGGGAUGAUCAGCGAAAUCCGCUCUGCUUUUGAAGAGGCCCUGGACCAGCUGGUUUGGAUGGAUGAGAAGACCCGGCAGGCAGCCAAGGAGAAAGCAGAUGCCAUCUACGACAUGAUUGGCUUCCCAGACUUCAUCCUGGAGCCCAAGGAGCUGGAUGAUGUUUAUGACGGGUAUGAAGUCUCCGAAGAGUCUUUCUUCCAGAACAUGUUGAAUCUGUACAACUUCUCCGCUAAGGUGAUGGCUGACCAACUCCGCAAGCCUCCCAGCCGAGACCAGUGGAGCAUGACGCCCCAGACGGUGAACGCCUACUACCUUCCAACCAAGAAUGAAAUUGUUUUCCCUGCCGGCAUCCUGCAGGCCCCCUUCUAUUCCUGCAACCAUCCCAAGGCCCUAAACUUUGGUGGCAUUGGUGUGGUCAUGGGCCACGAGUUGACACAUGCCUUUGACGACCAAGGUGAGUUCUCCUCAGGGCGCGAGUAUGACAAGGAAGGGAACUUAAGGCCCUGGUGGCAGAAUGAGUCGCUGGCAGCCUUCCGGAACCACACGGCCUGCAUGGAGGAGCAGUACAGCCAGUACCAGGUCAACGGGGAGAGGCUCAACGGCCGCCAGACCCUGGGGGAGAACAUUGCAGAUAAUGGGGGGCUGAAGGCUGCCUACAACGCGUACAAAGCGUGGCUGAGGAAGCACGGGGAGGAGCAGCAGCUGCCAGCUGUGGGGCUCACCAACCACCAGCUCUUCUUCGUGGGAUUCGCCCAGGUGUGGUGCUCAGUCCGCACACCAGAGAGCUCGCACGAGGGGCUGGUGACCGACCCCCACAGCCCUGCCCGCUUCCGCGUGCUGGGCACUCUCUCCAACUCCCGCGACUUCCUGCGCCACUUCGGCUGCCCUGUCGGCUCCCCCAUGAACUCCGGGCAGCUGUGUGAGGUGUGGUAGACUGCAGGGGUGCAGGGGGAUGGCCGGCUGUCGCCAGGGCCUGGGGGGCCUGGGUUAGGAGGAAGCAAACGUGAGCUGGGCUGGGUCCGGUCCCUCCCACCCCCCGCCACAUUGUGCCUCUGCUUUGGGGGUGCCCCUGCCUCCAGCAGAGCCCCCACCGUUCACUGUGACAUCCCUCUGUGUCAGCCAGCCUGGGGGAGGUCUGAGCGGGGGCCAGUCCCACAGGAAGGAGUCUGCCUCUUUUGGCCCCAACUCAGUGAGCUUGGGGCCUUGGGGCCCACCAUGCCCACCCUGCUCUGAGCGUGCGGGGCUGAUUCCGGCCUCCCUGGCCCCUCUGACUCGCCCAGUGCCCACGUAGGCGCAGGCUCGGCUCCCAUCAGCCCCGUGCACCUUUUGCUGCCACCAUGCACUGCUGCUGACCCUCACGGACAGACCCCUGUGUGGCUGUCAGUGGACGCCAGAGCUUCCCUGCUGGCCCCUGGGCUGAGAGCGGAAGCGGGUGUGUGUAGGGAUGUUGGUUCCUCUUUCAGGGCAUCAGUCUCAGGGGUGAAUGAUUCUCCCUAGACCAAGCAGACAGAGCAGGGAGAGGGAAGGACAGAGUUUAUUUUUACAGGGAAGAGGGUGGGGAGUGUGUGGUGUUGGCCUUGUGGGACCGUAUGCCAAUAAAUAGACCCGCGUCAGUCAGCCUGCCUCGUCCUUCAGUUCUGUCUCUGUUGUUCGUUUUCCUCGUCCACUCAUAUUUACUGAGUAACCACUGCGCCCGGCAUUCUUCUGGACCCUCAUCUACUCACUCACCAGAGACAGGGGCCUGAGGUUCGAAGCCCUGAGAAGACAGAGAAAGAGGGGCGAUGCGGAAGAGGAAGGAGUCUGGGCGGCGCCCGGGUCAGGGCAGCUAGGAAGAUGGGGGAGCCCCGAGAGCUGGAGGCCCGGCCCUGACUGGCGGCUGAGCAGGCAGGCGGUUCCUCGUGACCUCAAAGGCUCAGAGCUCCCGGGAGCCAGGCAUCCCACCCACCGUCGAGGCCUUCCAGGGGCCGCACGCAGUCAGUAAACACGGAGGGGAAGGCAGCAGCAUCUUCCCGGGACCUCGCGUUCCAGGCACUGUGCUAGGUGGCUCAUUUCCUCGCUCAUUCACCCGUUUAUUAACUCACACAUUCAUAGAUCGACUUUUUAGAAUAGACGUUGGGCACCAACAACGUGUCAGGCACUGGGUAUACAAAGGUGAAUGAGACGGUUCUGCCCUUCGGUGACUGUUCUCCUGUUUCAUUUUUUAUCUUCACGAGCUCACCUGGAAGACUGCAUUAAAGUCAGGUGUGGAACUCAGACCCUCUUAAUCACUACUGGUCCACCCUCAACGUCAUGAUGACGGAAGAGACUGUAGCACAGACGUGUUUUCUGGGCAGGUUCACCAUGUUUCUGAGUGGGGCCGUCGCAGCAGUGAGUGCAUUUCCGUGCUCCUCUGGGCCAGGCACUGGCGACAGCCAGGCAGCUGCAGGAAGCCUAGACAACACUGGCCUGAAGCGAAGCCAGGCGGCAUCUGUUUGCCAAGUACUCAGCGUGUGCUUGGUUCCAGAGGCCAGGAGAGGUGAGCAUCCGGUGACCGGCGUGACCUGUGUCCUCGUAGCCCUAUCGGGCUGUGCUGUGCAUCUGUGCUGUGUUGUGUGGAAGAAGCAGGGGAAAGAAAGGACUGUGCUUCUGGAUAGACACACAGCAGCAAUCACUGCUAACGUGCUGGGCCAUCCCCCGUGCCGUCCCGCUGGGAAGUCUAAUUCCUGUCCUCAAGAAGACACACACCCACACCUAUCCACCCACAGCCCAAAAAAGAAGAAACCUUGGGAGUUAAGGCCACGGAAAGGCCAUGGAAGGCUGAAAAUCUGCGGGUCAACUCUUGAAUCUAGGGCACGUGACCGGAUAGGACCUGGACUCACACCCCCUUCAUGUAGUCCUGACAUAAAGCCUUUUAGUUCCACCUCUUCUACAUCAUAACGGGAAAAAACCCCAAAGAGCAAGGGCAAGACUGAAGUUGCCAUAGUCUGUCUUUAGCUCCAGAAUUUGGCCCUGGACACAGCACUUACUUUAGCGACUUCUACGCCACCAGGCUCCUAAAAGGAAUUAAGCCGAGAGAGGAGACGCACUCCUGUAAUCCCAGCACU